AUGGCACAACCAAGACGGAACACCAGUAUCUUUUUACGUACUGUUGAGUUUAUUACCACAGUUGUCAUUAUGGGGCUUAGUGGCAGUGUUUUGGCCAAAGUUGGACAUAAUAUCCCACGGGUUUCAUUCACUACUACUGUGGCAGCCAUUGAUGUUCUUUACUUAGGUUAUGUGAGCGUUUUUGUUCCAUUAGCAUUAAAUAAUGCAACGCCUUCAUUUAUCAUCUUGGGUGCACAAGGGGUAGUUUGGGCACUUUACCUUGCUUCUUGGGCUGCAAUCGCUGCCAAUUUUCCUUCAAGCUGCAGCACCAACUCCUGGGAGAACAGCUCAACAGCAACCUGCCGUGCUUAUCAAGCCUUGCUCCCAUUCUCGUUAUUCAAUUGGCUCUUGUACGGUGUUGAAGGUGCGUUGUUCCUUGGUUAUAGUUAUGUUAAUGAAGUCACCAACUACGGUUUGAGACACACUUUUAGGCCCACCCCUUUCUACUGGGGGUCCAUAUUUGCCAUCGAUCUUGGUCUUGUUCGCCAAUGCUGUGGAAUAUUGCUCAGCCGUGCUAGUCGCACAGACAGAGAAAGAAAACAACACGUUGAUUUUGAGGAGGGUGUUGGCCAUAGAGAUGGUGAGAUUGUUCCUGCUUCUGAGAAUCAUUUAACUGAGGAAGAGACAAAGGCUAUCAAUGAGGAGAGACAACCAGUGGUACAUGCAGCUGCACAUGACUUUGAACAUAGUCGUAGUCCAGCUCUAGGUCCAGCUCCAAGUUCAGUGCAUGGUAAUAGAGCUGGAGAGUCAGGUGCUGUUGGCCGAGUUUAA
Molecule: messenger RNA, 810 nt
Organism: Lodderomyces margitis
Lineage: Eukaryota; Fungi; Ascomycota; Pichiomycetes; Serinales; Debaryomycetaceae
Product: MARVEL domain-containing protein
Exons: 1
Coding region: 1-810 (269 amino acids)
Cellular component (GO): membrane
Source: RefSeq, a predicted model, not a curated record